UAUAAACCCCCCAUUUUUCCAGGUGAAAAAAAUUGGCGAGAGUAAUUAGAGCCCGCUGGAACAACUGACUGUGUCCGACGACGACGAUCGAGUCUCCGUUCCCGGCGAUAUAACUCCGAUCCAAUCUCCGCUGUCAGUCUCUGAUCGCCUUUCGUCUCUACGGCGGUGGCUCCACGCAAGGCUCCGCCGUCCCGUUCCCAACCUCCUUCUCGCGCUCUCCGUUUUUUUAUCAGGUGGUCUGUCGGAUGUAGCUAAAUUUCAAAGCUGGUGGCAUCUUCGAUGUAGCGACUUUUAUCAAGUGUUUCUAGCCAGCGUAUUGUCCACUACUCGUAUGAUUAUGAUUGGUUUCGGUGCAAACAACUUUGUUAAAUCAGUGCCGGCAUUUGAGAUUGGCGUCUGCUUGAGAGAGAAGCUCUCUGCUGCAGCUGCCUCUACUGCCGGCAUUGGAAGCUGGCGCUUCUCCGCUUCAUUUCAUGUCUCCUGAGGUGGAUAAACGUGUACAUUACCAGAUGGCAGUUGCAACCUGUAGAGGACCUCUUAGUGGUGAGUACUAUGGGAAUAAGAGAUUGGAAAAGAAACAUUGUGCAAAGAGACGUGUAUUUGUGCAGACUGAAACUGGUUCUGUUUUGGGCAUAGAGCUCGAUAGGAGUGACAAUGCGCACACACUGAAGAGGAAAUUAAGGCUUGCACUUAAUGUCCCAACUGAUGAGAGUUCACUGGUAUGUGGUGACAUGGUUUUGAAGAAUGAUCUCAGCAUUGUUAGAAAUGAUUCGCCGCUUCUUCUCACCAGGAACUUGAUGCACAGAAGUUCAUCUACCCCCUGUCUCGCACCUAUUGGGAGGGAUUUUCAGCAGAGGGAUCAGAGUGGCCCGAUUGAGGUACUGGGAUACUCGGAUAAAUUUGCUAGAACAAAACAACUGGUUGUCGAUAUUGUGAAGGCAAUAAGAAAUGACAUUGAUCCAGUUCCUGUUCAUGGUGGGCUUGGAGGUGCAUAUUAUUUCAGAAAUUGUCGUGGUGAAAACAGUGCCAUUGUAAAACCAACAGAUGAGGAACCUUAUGCCCCAAAUAACCCAAAAGGUUUUGUAGGGAAAGUUCUUGGACAACCAGGUCUCAAACGUUCAGUACGGGUUGGGGAGACGGGUUUUAGAGAAGUCGCAGCCUUCCUUCUUGAUCACAAUAAUUUUGCUAAUGUGCCUGAUACUGCUCUUGUGAAGGUCACACAUUCAGUUUUUAAUGUCAAUGAUGGGGUGAAGGGUAAUGUGCAUCAAAACAAAAAGCAAGCAAGUAAGAUUGCAUCACUGCAGCAGUUCAUUCCUCAUGAUUUUGAUGCCAGUGAUUAUGGGACUUCUAGCUUCCCUGUUGCUGCCGUGCAUAGAAUAGGGAUUCUAGAUGUCCGGAUUCUAAACACAGACAGGCAUGGUGGCAACCUUCUGGUUCGGAAGCUUGAUGAUGCUGGGAGAUUUGGUCAGGUGGAGCUUGUACCCAUUGAUCAUGGCCUUUGUCUCCCAGAAAGUUUGGAGGAUCCAUACUUUGAGUGGAUGCAUUGGCCUCAGGCAUCAAUUCCUUUCUCUGAUGAUGAGCUUGCGUAUAUAAGUAAGCUCGACCCUUUCCGGGACUCUGAUAUGCUUAGAAUGGAGCUGCCCAUGUUUCGAGAGGCGUGCCUUCGAGUAUUGGUUAUUUGCACAAUUUUCCUCAAGGGAGCUGCAGAAUUUGGUCUCUGUCUUUCCGAGAUUGGUGAGAUGAUGAGUAGAGAGUUUCGUGGCCAUGAGGAGGAGCCAAGUGAACUUGAGCUUAUGUGCCUUGAAGCGAAGAAACUGUUCCAGGAGGAAAUAUCAUAUUGUGAGCCAAACGCAGGAGGCCAGGAGGAGUUUCAAUUUCACCUAGACUGUGUGGAGGAGCUGGAUUUCACUCGAAGUACCGAAGAGAAAAUGGAAAUUUCAAGGACUCCUCGUUGCGGAUCAAAGAGUGAAAACAGAAGAUGCUUACUCUCUAAACUAGAGGAGACUGCGGAGGAGGACAUAGAAGAUAUUGAGAGUAAUGAUUUAUCUCUAAGCUCUGAUGAAUGCACUAACCUAGUAGAGGAUUGUGUUUUAAAUGUUUCACAAUUGUCAACAUCGAUGAAAAAUGUCAGCAUUGGCGAGAAGAGUUGGCAUCAUGUAGGUUUGAUGCAGAAGAGCGGCUAUGUGGCUGGCGCAUCAUCUGGAAACAGGAGUGCGAAUGAGCAGCUGCCUAUGAGCAGCAGUUUUGUGAAGCUGGCAGAUAUGAAUGAAGAGGAAUGGAUGCAGUUUCUGGAAAAUUUCCAGAAAUUGCUUCGCCCUGCUUUUGCUAAUCGCAAAGCGGGGAAUGUGGGUCAGAGGCAGAGACAGAGGCUAGGGGCUUCCUGCCAGUUUUGACGCAGUAUUUUUAUAUAAAUAAGACCAAGACGGCGGGACUCUGCUUUGCAGUCCGGAGUCUCACCUACCCUCGGGAAUUCUACUACUAUGAAACAAUAUAAGCUUUUUUCCAUGCUAAUGGAGGUGAGAACCUUUAUUUCAUAUGUUUUCCUAGUGUUUUUCCUUCCACGUUGUGUUGACAGCGUAGAGAAGUUGAAUAAAUCAUACAAUGCUAUGUAUCUUAGUUUGUUUGAGUUUUUAAACUCUUUUAUAUGGAGUCUCCUCUUGUGCUUUCUCCGA
This is a messenger RNA of Rosa chinensis, 2672 nucleotides long. Its product is annotated as phosphatidylinositol 4-kinase gamma 5. The record is from RefSeq and is a predicted model, not a curated record. Bases 474 to 2393 code for a protein of 639 amino acids. The transcript has 2 exons. NCBI's taxonomy places the organism in Eukaryota, Viridiplantae, Streptophyta, Magnoliopsida, Rosales, Rosaceae.